CGCGAAGGCAUCACAAGGUGAACGGCAAGAAUGUGGUUUGGCUGUGAAAUGUCCUGUACAAGGGACGAAGAGGAUUGAUCACCAUGAAUGAAUACAUCGAUCUACGUUCAUUGUCAUGCAUGCAGCCGGGCCUCUAGUCUGCGCUUUGUACACUCCCAGCCAUUGAGCCAGUGUCCUUCCAGUAGGUGGAGGCUCGUCCUCCCUCUAGCCUCUGUUUCUCCCCACUGCCCCCAUCAGCCCCAGAGUUCCUUAUGCUAACUCUCUUGAGCAUGUUUUACUAUAUCUGUCUGCGGCGACGCUCCAGGAGUGGGACUCGAGGCGAGGCUCUUACCAGUCGUAGGGCCGUUGAGUCCGGCCAACGUGCAGUCUUACCGGUCAGUGUGGAGGUGGAGCAGUAUGCCAAGGAGGUUCUUGACUUCAGCUCCCACUAUGGCAGCGAGAAUAGCAUGUCCUACACCAUGUGGAACCUGGCUGGGGUACCCAAUGUCUACCCCAGCUCAGGGGACUUCACUCAGACGGCUGUAUUCAGAGCUUAUGGGACGUGGUGGGAACAAUGUGCCAGUGCUCCGCCACCUUUCCGUCGCACCCCGAAAGGCUUCCACAGCCAGGAUUAUAUUGAACUGGGUUUCGAGGAGCCUGUCUACCCAACAGCAGUGGAUGUGCUUGAGACUUAUUACCCUGGAACCAUUGUUCAGAUUCUGGCCUGCUCUCACAACCCCUUCUCCCAGAACCCACCAACUGAUGUCAGAUGGGAGGUGCUGUGGUCAGGGGAGCCCACCAAGGUGAUGACACCACAGGCACGUCAGUUUUCCCCGAACAUCAAGCACAUCAGCUUCCCCACCAACCUGCUGCGUCUGGAGGUCAACAGCUCCCUGCUGGACUACUACACCGAGCUGGACGCUGUGAUCCUGCGUGGGGUAAAAGAGAGGCCGAUGCUGGCCCUCUAUAAGAUGCCUAUCAUCGACAUAAAUGACCUGAGUGACAGCGAGGAGGAGCUGUCUGAUGUGGGAGGUCCAUUCAGACAAGGAGGAGACCGCAAGCAGCAGAGGACAGGCAAUGGGUUCUUUGACAAACUGCCCUAUGAGCUCAUUCAGCUGAUACUGAGCCACCUGACCCUGCCAGACCUCUGCCGUCUGGCCCAGAGCUGUAAGCUGCUGCACCAGCACUGCUGCGACCCGCUACAGUACACCCAGCUGAGUCUGCAGCCCUACUGGGGCCGGCUGAGUGACGCCUCCCUGGGACACCUGCAGAGCCGCUGCACCCUCCUCCAGAGGCUCAACCUGUCCUGGACUGGCAACCGCGGAGCACUCACCCUGACCGGCUUCAGCAGCUUCAUGAAGGCAUGCGGCCUCAGCCUCGGCUGCCUGGAGCUGUCAUGCUGCCACUUCCUGAAUGAGGCCUGUCUGGAGGUCGUCUCUCAGACUUGUCCUGGGCUGCAGGAGCUCAACCUGUCCUCCUGCGACCGCCUCCACCCGCAGGCCUUCGCACACAUCUCGAAACUAACGCGCCUCCGCAGGCUGGUGCUCUAUCGGACCAAGAUAGAGCAAACGGCUAUUCUGAGCAUCCUGACUUUCUGCAUAGAGCUGAGACACCUCAACCUUGGGAGCUGUGUGAGGAUUGAGGACUACGAUGUUGUGGCCAGUAUGCUGGCUGCUCGCUGUCGCUCACUCUGCUCGCUGGACCUGUGGCGCUGCCGAAACCUGACUGAUCGGGGCCUGGCCGAGCUCGUCUCUGGCUGCAGGAUGCUGCAAGAGUUGGACCUGGGCUGGUGUCCCACGCUGCAGAGCAGCACCGGAUGUUUCCAGCAGCUCGCCCGCAGCCUGCCACGCUUGCGCAAACUCUUCCUAACCGCCAACCGCACUGUCUGCGACUCAGACGUAGAGGAGCUGGCGGCCGGCUGCCCCUCACUGCAACACCUCGACAUCCUGGGUACGCGGCUGGUGAGUGCUGCCUCGCUGAAGAAACUCCUCCAGUCCUGUCCACGACUUCUCCUCCUGGACGUCUCCUUCUGUUCGCAGAUAGACAUGCGAGUUGUCCAGGAGCUCUCCAGCCUCUUCCCCAAUGUGGCCAUCAAGAAGAGCUUCACCCAGUGACCCCCCCCCCCCCCCCCCCCCCCCUCCCCCCAGCGCUGUCUCCUUUCCCACCGUCCAGAUGAAGUAAGAGGAGGGAAGCGCUCGCCCCGCAGACAGCGCCUCAAAGUGAAUAAGAGUCAGGUCAGACGUCUUCAGAGAUAGCUGGCCUGCCUCUGACAAGAUCUUCCUUUAGCGGUCCGACAGACAGUUGAAACGGGUGAGGAGGUUAUUUGGAUUAACCGGCUGAGCACAAACAAUUGGAGACUUCCAGUCACAGUAUCAUAGAACGUGAAACUUUUUUUUUUAAAUUUUAUUUUGUUGGACACUUGAAAUCAUGGUUGUUGCACUAAAUCUGUUACCACUUAUGUAUUGCCAAGAAACACUAGGCUAGGGAAUACGCCACUGGAUGCAAAACACAAAACGAUGUGUGAGCAAUCAUCCCUUGGACAGCUUAUUAGGACAACAAAAAGGGACACAAAAAGGUGUGAGACACGCCUUUAUUGGAAAAGGUAGGAGGAGUCAUAUAUUUAUGUUAGCUGGUUUUGUAAUCAAACAUCAGGCCCCUUGGCAGAAUGUGCAGAAAUCAUGCUGGCGGUUUUAAUGCACGGGGGGGAUGGGGGGGGGGGGGGGGGGUCAUUCUGAAGGCAUCUGCCAAUAACAAGCCAGUUUUGAUUUGACGACCAUAAAUCAUAUUUGAGGCUGUUGAAAACAAAGGAGUGAACGCAGACUGAUAUUACGCGGCGUACGGUGCGGACCGCGGGUCCACUCGAAGCGUAUUUGUUGCUGCAAACUGACUGUAGGAUCAUACAUGUGUAAAAGAAAUACACCGUCAACUGUUCUUGCGCCCGAGAUUUCCCCCGAUAACAAGUUUUCACCAGAGACAUAUGUGAGAACUUGUGAAAAGCAUUUGUUUAAACUUACACAUCUGCUAUAAAUAUGUAAAAACACCCAAGGCAUAGAAUGGGCACAAGACUGGCUGAGACGUGACCGUCGGAAACCCAAAGAGAGAAACAAUAAUCAAUGAUAUAAAAGCGAGAAAAGAAGCAAAAGGACGGAAACUAUUUUCUAAAUUAUCCAAAGUGUGCACAUAACUGCCGAUUUGACUAAUCAUUUCAGGUCUAAUUGUUAAUGUCAACCAGACAGCAUAUAUAAUAAAAAUAUAAUAAUAAUAAUAACGAUAAUAAAAUCUUCUGAUAGCAUAAUAUAAGGAAGUUUCCAACCGCGAUAUACAGUAUGUGUUCUAUACAAUUGAUGAAUUAAUUAAAAACGUAACUUUUAGAUUUGAGUUGGAUUACAUCUGAAGAGGAAGUCACCAGGUUUAAAGUUUAAAUCUGCCCUUUGAAUCGAACAGGGUGUUCACAGGACGCGGCCUCCUGUCCAAAUAAGUCCAAAUAAGUCAAAAUAAUGGGAUUGAGGGCGCUGUUGUGGCAUUCUGUGUAAAAAGAAGGAAAAAAAGGCUCUUUGUUGUUUCGUUGGUUACGAAAGGGACUUUUUCAACAGUUAACUCUGGCCGAGUAAGGACAAAUACAAGGUUCAGGUUCGCUUGGCCAAUUAGAUCAAUCGGAUUGAUCACUUUUUUUUUUUUUUGCUUAGCAUCGUUCAUACCCAUCAUUCUUAUGGUUUCGUUAUUUUAACGGGAUAAUGAGUGAGUUUGGGCUCCAAAGAUGAACGACAAAGCUUGAAAGUAGCCAGUUUCAUGCCGCUUUCCUGACGUUGCAUGCGCUUCCUGUCGUCUUUCACACCACCUCAUGUACUUACUUACCAAAAUGAAGCUUCACCGACGUGAAGGAGCACUGUGGAUUCAGUUGGGGAUAGUAUGUAUAAGCACUCCAUGUGACCUCAGUAUUUGUCCUGAAACUCAGGGGUUUUAAAUAUUUCAUCCGGUUUUAGUUUUGUACAUGUGUUUUGCUCCCGAAAACCAGCACAAGCAUCUUUACAGUCCGUACCGCCAGGCUGCGUGAGCUUUGAGGUCGUCAGUGUUGCUCUUAAACGACGAACACAGAUGUAACUGAGACAAACGUUAUAGCUUAUCGGCUGUGGAAUGUUGCUGUAAUUGUAUGAUUGUGAACAAAAUGUAUUGCUGUCCCUGAUUAUUUCAUAUUUUUUUUGUAAUAUAUGAAGCCACAAUAACCACGCGGCAGAAGUGCUUAAAAAGCUUCUUUUUUUUUUUUUUUUUUUCUUUAAAUCUUCUUUGAAGCACAUGCUCCUAAUCAAUAUCUGUGCCUUAUACUCCUGUUUGAAUGUGGUGUAAGUUUUAGUGAAUUGAUUUGCUUUUAACGCCUUCAACCAAAGUAGUACGUAGACACCUGGUCUCUAAUCCCACAACUAUAUUUUACCAGUUUAAAUGCCAUAUACUGUAUAUCAGCCAUGGUCAUUAAUAUGCAAAAAAACAAACAUUAUUUAUACUUCCCUGUGUGAUAGAAAUGUUAUUUAAUCAUUAUUACAUUAUCCUUAUAUAUAUUUAACAGUACUACACAUUUGGGGAAAUCCUUUUUACCCAAAUGAGAGGAAUAUUGUCCAUUUCACCUGAUCGCUGACCACAAAGACUGGAAGUGCGUCUUCAGCCGAGCUCGGCACAAAGAAUGGAAAUGUAGUUUGUUGAACACGUGCAAAGAAUAUAUAUAAAAAAAGCAGCAAUUUGUUAGACAUAGUUAUAGCUUGGGAGCUUUUAUUUCAUCUAGCAUUGCAGAAGCUAAGUUGUUGUUGGGAUUUGACUUCAUACAUUUCAUGAAGUAUGUUUUUCAAAUGAUGAUUAUGAUUUUUUUUAGAGUUAAUGUCUGCUUUUUGACAAAAAUGCUAGCAGUCUCAUGCUUCCAGUCUUUGUGCAAACCGAGGCGAUGAACGAAUAUUGUGCUGGGUACCAAAUAUAUAUAUAUAUAUAUAUAUAUAUAUAUAUACCAUCUAAUCAGAUUAUUAUGGGUUUGAUUGGAAACCCUCAAAUGCUGGACUGGCCCAUUUAAAAUUGUAUUUAUGUUGAAAUUAAUAUAUAUUUUCAGUUUCAGUCCGAGUUAUGACUUAAACAGCAAUACCAGCCCCCCUUUUGUUGUUGUUGCAGAUUUGAUUUUGAACGGAUGGUCACUGCAUUUUGGUUCGGCACCUCCACGAUAUUUAUCUUGCUUUUUAGCGCCCUACCUUGAGCAAGUGGGACGGUCUCUGCUUUUCUGUUAUGAAUAUGCAUUCUCUCCUCUCCGCUCUGGAUGUGCGAUUCAACCUUUGUGCCAUUGGUAGGACAUGCAAAUGUGCUCCCCGUGCUGCAGGAUGAAAACGCCAGACGGUGCCUCUGUCAUGAUGAAACUGGGUGCUUCACUUUCACUAGAUUUUAAAUAAACUGAAUGCUGAUGA
Molecule: messenger RNA, 5414 nt
Organism: Cyclopterus lumpus (lumpfish)
Lineage: Eukaryota; Metazoa; Chordata; Actinopteri; Perciformes; Cyclopteridae
Gene: fbxl4
Product: F-box and leucine-rich repeat protein 4
Exons: 9
Coding region: 252-2093 (613 amino acids)
Biological process (GO): SCF-dependent proteasomal ubiquitin-dependent protein catabolic process
Cellular component (GO): SCF ubiquitin ligase complex
Molecular function (GO): protein binding
Source: RefSeq, a predicted model, not a curated record